GAUCCCAGACUCUCUCCUGACUCUGUGUGUGUGUGAGAGGGAGAGUGCCCAGACCCCUCUCUCUCUCUCUGUUUGGGCUGUUGGGUAAUGGAUGAUUAAUUCCCUAAAUGACAUCAGCGGCUGGGCUGGAGAGUGUGGACACGAUCAAUCUCAGUGUUGAGAGGUUUCACUGAGGGACAGCUCCGCUGAUGAAGCCGAAGUAUGGCCGGUUUCGAAGUGAGUCGGUGACCAGCUCAGCGAGCGGCUUGUUCCACAGCCUGACCAUGAGCGGCCAGCUCGGUGCAGCUCCCGUGGCCGAAGAGCCGGAGGAUUCCACCACCUUCUGCACCCUCAUCCCCAGAAUCCCGCACUGGAAAUUCUCGGCGUCGCCAGGCUCGGGGUUUUUGGGAGGCAGGAACCCGGCUAAAGAGCUGCCUCCCCCCCGGCCUGCUACCCCCCGGGGGCCCGGCCUGGCCACUGUCCUGGGAUCCUGUGACUCGCUGUGCCCCCCUCCCUGCUCUGUCCAGGCCACGGCUCGGCUGCCCGGGGGAGGCAGGAGGGUCCGGGUGGAAGGAGUGCGCUUGGCCGGGGGGGAGUGGAAUCGCAAAGGCAGCUUCAUCAACAAACCGUCCGGAGGCUGGUUACACCCAGAUACCAAGAUCCUGGGUCCCGGGGUCUCCUACAUCGUCCGUGUGAGUAACAGGGGGAGAAGUGUGUGGGUGUGUAUCCCUCCCCCCCCAGGGGGCAGACCACACUCAGUCCCCAUGCAGUAUAUGGGUUGUAUUGAAGUGGUCAAAUCAAUGAGAUCCCUUGACUUCAACACAAGAACACAGGUCACAAGGGAAGCCAUUAAUCGGCUGCACGAAACAGUUCCAGGAGUGAAAGGGGCUUGGAAAAGGAAGCCUUCGAACCAAUCCCUGCAAUCCAUCCUGGGGAGAAGCAACCUGCGGUUUGCUGGGAUGAGCAUCACCAUCAACAUCUCCAUCGAAGGGUUAAACCUUGCAUUGCCCACCACCCGACAGAUCAUCGCGAACCAUCACAUGCAGUCCAUCUCCUUCGCUUCUGGUGGCGACACAGAUACCACAGAUUAUGUUGCCUAUGUAGCGAAGGAUCCUGUAAAUCAGAGAGCCUGUCAUAUCCUGGAGUGUUGUGAGGGGUUAGCACAGACUGUCAUCAGCACAAUUGGACAGGCCUUUGAACUGAGGUUCAAGCAAUAUUUACACAGUCCCCCGAAAGUGGUUGCUCCUCUUGACAGGAUGAACGGCAGUGAGGAGUCUGCUUGGGGUGAGGAGGAGGAGGAGAUGUCUGAGCAUAAUUAUUAUAACAGUAUCCCAGGAAAGCAGCCACCUCUGGGGGGGGUUGUGGACACCAGGAGCAGACAGUGGAACAUUCGGGCACAGCCCCCUUGCCCGGCUGGUACUAUGCAGCUCAGUCAUAUCACUGAGAGUGAAACUGAUCAGCAUAAGGAAGAAAACACAAAUGGUCACUGUGAGGAUCUGGGACAAUCCAUGGCAGGUGUGCUGAAUGAUGGCUACCUCCGACCGUACGGAAGAUCCACUUGUGGGGAGCAUAUGUACGUAAAUACUCAGGCCCUCGAUCAGCAGGACUGGACUAGCAGAGACAUGAGCAUAACAGUGAAUGGAGCAGUGGGAGACCGGAUGGAGAGUCCUGAGAAAGACAUGUUUGAUAUGAGACCAUUUGACGAUGCCUUAAAGCUGCAUGAUGCCAAAUCCAGCAAAUGUAAAGGAACAGGAACAGGAAUAUCGUGCUUAAAUCCCAGCUCAGCCAGAGCCACAGAGGAGGAACAGUUAAAGCGGGAGUCCUGGUAUCAUGGGAAGAUUAGUCGGAAAGUGGCCGAGAAACUCCUAGUGUUGGAUGGAGACUUCCUGGUUCGGGAGAGCAUGACGAACCGUGGACAGUACGUCCUGACUGGAAUGCACAAUGGCCAGGCCAAGCACCUUCUCUUGGUGGACCCAGAAGGAGUGGUGCGGACGAAGGAUUUACUCUUUGAAAACAUCACACACCUCAUCAAUUAUCACUUUGAGAGUGAAGUUCCCAUUGUAGCAGCGGAGAGUGAAGUUUGUCUGAAACAGAUCAUCGUCAAGAGGAAGCACUGAGCUGCUGCAGUGGCUGAUAUGAUUUGAACAUAUCCCUGAAUUCCAAAGAUAUCCAGAGAUUUUUGAUCAAGAAUGAAUAUUUGUGAGCAGACAUAUUGCUUCAGUUCUGGAUUUGAGUCGUGAAAUUUGGAGAAGAGAUUGAAAUUCCUCACUCUUGCAGCCAGCUCUCUGUCCACUCCAGCUGCUUCACAGAGCAUGUUGCUUAUCGCAGUCAGUGUAAUCACUAACACGGCAGCACUCGAGAAAUGGGAUUCAACUGAACUCAAACUAAUUGUUACUGUCCGGGAUACAUACAGGACAUCUCAUGAUGACAAAGAAUGGACAGUAGGAGGGAAUUGUUGGACUGUACUGCUCUGUGUGUGUAUCUCAAUAGCAGCUCCCACACACACGUAGGUAAAGGGGAUGGUUUAUUCCUGAUUGGUGUUGUACAGCCUGAUGGUCCCCGUGCUACGUGUAAAUAUCAUAUUCUGGUGGGGUGGUGGGAGUGUUGACCCCACGAACUGAGUGAUUUGGGGCCAUAAUGUGGGUGUCAGGGAAAGGUUUGGCUGACACUGUAUUUCUGACACGCUGUCAGAACAAUCGAAAGAUUCUGCCUGGGUUCCACAGCUACAGCCUCUAAAGCUCAGUCCACAAACAUUUCAGCAAAACUGAUCUGGAGACCAAGGAUGCAGGUAGUGGUGAGGGGUCUCUAUUCCCUCAAACCCUCUCUUCCCCAUGCCCCCUCUCUUCUUCCCACCAAUCUCUCCCUUCUUAACCCCCAUUUGUCCCUUUCUCCCACUCCCCCUCUCAACACUAACCCCCCAGCUCUCGGGUCCCAAUCCCCUCUCCUCUCUCUCUCUCUCCCCCUCCCUGUGUCUCUCUUUUUCUGUCUCUUCCUCUUACUGAGUCACUGCUGGUGAAAUUUGUCAAUUUUUGAUUUUGUGAUUAAAGUCCUUUUCUCAAUCUUUGAAAUAAAAGUGAUAAUUGGGAUGUA
Molecule: messenger RNA, 3069 nt
Organism: Rhincodon typus (whale shark)
Lineage: Eukaryota; Metazoa; Chordata; Chondrichthyes; Orectolobiformes; Rhincodontidae
Gene: shc2
Product: SHC (Src homology 2 domain containing) transforming protein 2
Exons: 13
Coding region: 189-2096 (635 amino acids)
Biological process (GO): intracellular signal transduction; cell surface receptor protein tyrosine kinase signaling pathway
Cellular component (GO): plasma membrane
Molecular function (GO): receptor tyrosine kinase binding
Source: RefSeq, a predicted model, not a curated record